This is a messenger RNA of Westerdykella ornata, 1193 nucleotides long. Its product is annotated as kinase-like protein. Bases 346 to 1107 code for a protein of 253 amino acids. Gene Ontology annotation, biological process: protein phosphorylation. NCBI's taxonomy places the organism in Eukaryota, Fungi, Ascomycota, Dothideomycetes, Pleosporales, Sporormiaceae. The record is from RefSeq and is a predicted model, not a curated record. The transcript is spliced from 2 exons. Gene Ontology annotation, molecular function: protein kinase activity; ATP binding.
CGGAUGAUCCUAAAUGUUAUUUGCUUGGACAAGGGUUUUGUUAGACAUUGAGUGAUGCAUCUUCAUGCGAAAUAUUGGAGUGGCUACGAGUCACGUGACCUGUGCUUUCCAUAGAUUGCUUUGCGGGCAACACGAUAGCAUCAUCCAUCCACUCGUUCGCUCUCGCCUUUGCCUUGUGCUUGCCUUCUGAGAAACUAUCGCAUUUUGUCGCUUUGCUUGCUGCAUUCCAAGCAAGUCUUCAUGCAUCUAUUGAGAUCACGUAGCGCGCCGCUUAUAUAAUCCCCUAGGCCUAAUAUGCAAUAGUGUGCAAGGCGGAUUUGCAUUCUCACGAUUUCCUAUUAGACAAUGGAUGGGGAUAUCUAUGUGGUACCCUAUUUUCCUGACGGAGUGCAGCAUAUCAUCACCACUGGCAGUAACCACUAUAUCGGCUUUGUCGACGGGUCAACAGUCUUAAAGUACCCACAUUUCAAAGGAACUUUGGACGCUCUCCGCGUCGAAUCGAAAAUACUUCAACGGCUUGGCAAGCACCCUCGCAUCAUCGAAUUCAAAGGAGAACACGAAGACGGGUUGCUUUUGGAAUAUGCGUCAAACGGAUCGUUGGAAAAGCAUCUAAAAGAAACACAAAUCCCGAUUAAAGAGAAGAUCCGGCUCGCAAAAGAGGUUGCAGAAGGCGUUGCAUAUGCUCAUCAGAGCAACGUUCUAAUCUGUGACAUCCAUGUCCGCAAUAUCCUUCUGGAUGAUAAAUUUCACAUCAAGUUGUGCGACUUCCAGGGCAGGUUGCUAGGGCCUGACGGAGAGGUCCUUCUUUCUGGUGGAGCUUCAGAGAACGCAGAGUCGUUCAUGCCUCGUUGUGACAAAGAGUUCGCGGACAUCAAGACUGACAUUUUCGCCCUUGGAUCUACCAUAUAUCAUAUUAUAACCGGGCAUCGGCCAUUCCCACAGUACGACACCAUCGACGAUGAAGCCAAGUUUGUGGAACUUUACGGAAAAGGGCACUUCCCUCCCCUGGAUCCAGGGGUGGGCGGCGAAGUUGUUCAGAAUUGCUGGAGAGGCAGAUACAAGUCUGCGAGCGAAGUAGUCAAUGAUCUUAACCUCCUGCUAGAAUAAUUAGCAGAAAUGCUGGUCGAUUCUGUAGCAAAACGUCCUAUUUAUUCCUUUUUCCCGCCAUUUUUUUAGGCUGCCAGCCCGGUCGU